This is a messenger RNA of Gadus morhua (Atlantic cod), 1803 nucleotides long. RefSeq names its product Cathepsin A-like protein. The record is from RefSeq and is a predicted model, not a curated record. Lineage: Eukaryota; Metazoa; Chordata; Actinopteri; Gadiformes; Gadidae. Gene Ontology annotation, biological process: proteolysis. Bases 193 to 1581 code for a protein of 462 amino acids. The transcript is spliced from 11 exons. Gene Ontology annotation, molecular function: serine-type carboxypeptidase activity.
GUGGAGCCGCAGCCAGUCAUUUGACCGCUUGUUUACAGCACUGCUGUCUGUCCAGGAAGUAGAGAACUGUUCACAUCCACCCGCAGACUGUUCAUCUCUUCAUCUCCACAGCAGAGACCCGUAUACUGUCCGUCUCUUCAUCUGCACAGCAGAGACCCGCAGACUGUCCGUCUCGUCGACCGAGGAGUCACCAUGUUACCUAGACGUGUCCUGGUGUUGCUGUGGUUCUGCGGUGUCUGCGCCCUGGCGCAGAACCCGCAAGAUGAAGUCAAAACUCUACCCGGCAUGGCGUUCAAACCGAACUACAGGCAGUGGUCGGGUUAUCUGAUGGCCAGCCCAGGAACCUUCCUUCAUUACUGGUUCGUGACCUCCCAGAGGGACCCCGUCAAUGACCCCCUGGUCCUCUGGCUGAACGGGGGUCCGGGCUGUAGCUCACUGGACGGGUUCCUGUCUGAGAACGGCCCCUUCCAUGUACAAGACAAUGGAAACAAUCUUUAUGUGAACGAGUUCAGCUGGAACAAGAUUGCAAACCUUCUGUAUCUGGAGUCCCCUGCAGGAGUGGGCUUCUCUUACUCUGAUACCAAGAACUACAACACCAGUGACGACGAGGUUGCAGAUAAUAAUUACCUAGCACUGCAGAGUUUCUUUGGGAAGUUUCCGAACUUCUCAAAGAACGACUUCUUCAUCUUUGGGGAGAGCUACGGUGGUAUCUACGCCCCCACUCUCAGCCAGCGAGUGGCAGGCGGCGCAGCGAAGAUCAACUUCAAGGGCUUUGCUGUUGGAAACGGACUCAGCAGCUAUGCCCUUAAUGACCGGUCCCUCGUCUAUUUUGGUUACUACCAUGGCCUCUUUGGAGAAGAUUUGUGGCGUGACCUCACCUCAAACUGCUGUGACGAUACGGGCUGUCACUUCGACACCGCGGAGGCCGGGCCCUGCAACACCAUGGUGAACCUGGCCUUCCGGAUCGUGUACGAUGGCGGGCUCAACGAGUACGCCCUGUACCUGGACUGUGCGGGCGGAGUCAAAUCCCACCAGGGCUACGAGAGGAGCAUGCGCAACCUCCUGAGGAACAGCAGGGAGGCCUGGCGGCACCUCAGGGUAGCGCCGGCGCAGCGCGUGAGCCUGAACGUCGGCGGCGUGCCGCCCUGCCUCAACAGCACGGCUCAGAAGAGCUGGCUGAACCGCCGCGAUGUCAGGAAGGCCCUGCACAUCCCUGACGUCCGGCCCCCCUGGGACCUCUGCAGCGACGUGGUUGGAGAUGGGUACAACAGGACCUACCCAACGAUGAAGGACUUCUACCUGAAGCUGCUGUCCCUGGGCAUCCGGGCUCUGGUCUACAACGGGGACACAGACAUGGCCUGCAACUUUCUGGGGGACCAGUGGUUUGUGGAGGACCUCGGCAUUCAGGAAACCACAAAGUACCAAAGUUGGAAAUACGAUAACCAGAUAGCUGGCUUCUAUCAGCAGUAUGGUAACCUCACCUUUCUUACGGUCAAGGGCGCUGGUCACAUGGUUCCUCAGUGGGCCCCAGGUCCAGCCCUCCACAUGUUUGAGUCCUUCAUAACAUCUGGCUCCUUCUAGACGAGGUCGGGCUCAGAAGUUCUUCUCAGGGAAGGUCCAUCGUGGUCUGAGCUCUAGACGGCAGCCUCUUCGUUAGAGGACCUUAUGGAACGGGGUUUGGAGGCUUCUCCUUCUCCCCUUGUUUUCUUCAAAUGUCAUAUACUGCACUUUUUUUUGGGGGGGGGGGUUGAUAUUGUACAUGAUUGAUAUUUCUUUUUUGAAUAAACCACAACUUCAAUUUCA